CGAUCUGCGUUGUGCUAUACUUGGUGUGGCACCCGAGCCAUAGACCCUGUGCGCCGUAGCAUUGGCAGACCCUGGUGGUGGCCUGAUCGAGCUACUUGGUGCCCGGUCACGACGUCGUCUUCUUCGAAGGGCGACAAGGGCAAGGGCAAGGGACGCCCGGACCACUUUCGUCGGUCCCGGUCUCGAUCUCCUGCGCCGAGGUCGGUGAGCACUUCUUUGAGGGGAACACCUUUGCCUCCGGUGUUUUCCGCUUUCCCUCCUGUGAGACCUCUGAGGAAUGCAGCCCCGAGGCCAACUACAACUGGAACAACUGGGAAGGGAACUCAGAAGGGUGCGCGUCCUGAAGAAGUUCGACCAGAGCCAGAUCCAGAGCCUCAGCCUGGUGAGAAUUUGAACGUCAGAGCCGGCUACUUGGAGCUAAUCAACACGUGGUGGACUUUGCGCAAUCAGAAUCCUGCAGCAGCACAGCUUGCUUGGAACUUUCUGGUGGACAACGCACCUCCACACCCGGCUCAGACGGCCAAGGGCAGAGUGGUUCCAUCAGACGGAAACCCUCGUGGCUGGCGCCGCUAUCAGCGGGAAGUGCUGUGGUUCUACAUGGGGACUCGCAAAUCUCAGCGAAGCCUGUUGGGUCCUCGAUUGGCUUCGAAGCUCACUGGCCCUGCACGUCUUUUGGCUAUGUCAUGGAGUCAUCUUGACAUUGCAGGGCCAGAUGGUGUGAAGAAUGUGCUGAAGCGCCUUGAAGCUUCACCGUUGGUUCGCAAGAAGAUUCCAAACUCAGCUGCAACGAUGACUCAAUACUUUGGGUAUCGUCGACACAAUGGCGAGAACAUCAAUGCGUACCUGGUCAGGGAGAGUCUCUUCUAUGAGGAGUUUGUGGAAUCCCUGAUGGAGCUCAAGGGCACUCAGACGGACAUCAUGAAGGACUUCGAAACCAUCGAUGAAUCCUCUGAAUCCGACAGUGAAUCUGCUGGAGGUUCACGACCUGGAUAUCAACGAGUUCCUACAGAAGAGCCUGCAGCCGAGCAACAACGCCCUGCUGAAGCUCAACGUCCUGGUGGAGCUCAACCUUUGGGACAAGUACCUCCUUCUCCUCAAGGUGGUGGUUCUCGACGCGCGAGAUCUUUGAGGAACGUGCAGACACAACAUGGUCUCAACUUGGCCGGCUCCUUCAUUUUGAAUCAACUGCGUGGUUGGAGAUUGCUGAGUGGAGCCGCUCUGUCGAGUGAGGAGUGGCGAUCCAUCCUGGCCUCCACCAAGAACCAGCUGGACUAUGACUCCAUCUCUUCAGCUACGAGCAGAUCCCUCAUCAACAUCGUCUUCAUCAUCCUGGUGCUGGACAUCAUGGCGGCGGUCCUCAUCACUUCAACAUGGCGGAGAACGACGAUUGGUUCUGGAUGCUUUGUCUGCGGUGGCUAUCGCCUUGCUCGCGAUUGUCCUGAUCGCAACGCACCUCGUGGUGGCAAAGGCAAGCGUGUUUCCUUUUUCCUGGAGGAACCCUACUACCAGGACUGUGUCAUGCACAAAGGCAAGGGCAAAUCGAAAGGUGGUGGCAAGACGAGCUUCUCUAUGGAAGACUUCUACGCCUUCAUGAAGGGCAAAUCAAAGGGUUUUGGCAAGUCGAAGGGCAAGAGCUAUGGCAAUGUGAACGCCUACAGCCUGAGCGACUAUGAUGCCUACGGCCUCCAGUUUGACUCUCACCAUGAGACUGGCGGCCACAUGAACCUUGGGAAAGUCGAGAGGGAAGGCAACAACCUUGGAAUGCUUGACUGCGGUGCGACUUGCAGUGCUGGCCCAGAGACCUCCAUUCGCAAUUUGAUCCAUGCUGUGAUCAACCAAGACAACCAAGCGAGCAUCUCUGUCGAUGCGAAAAAGCGGCCAAAGUUCCGUUUCGGCAGUGGAGCAUGGGGCCAAGCCUUGUACUUGAUUCGUGAAGGUUUUGAAGGUCGUUUGUCAGCCGAUGCACACAUGUCAUCCAUGGAACUUGUGGACGAUGUCGGUAACAUCUCAACUUUGGAAUUCGAAUGCGGAACAGUAGUCGGUGCCGACCCACGGGAUCCACGCUGCACGGGCUGGCCAUGCCACAACAGUCACCAGCCGGGCAAGACUCAAGGAAACAAGUGGGCGAAGUGGGUUCACUGUCAGAAGUGUGCACUUCGAGUGAGCUACAUUCCCAACAAGGGUGCCCCGUCGAACACGAUGCAGAACUUCAACCCCCAGAUGGUUCGACGUGCACUUCACGACCUCAAGAAUGCCUUGCCCGAGAAGGUGGAGCCGACCGAAGAGCUGGUGCGCCUGUUCAUCGACAAGGUGACUGCGGAGAUGCGCAUCGAGCACAUCAUGGAUGAGGCCCAGAUCCAGCUGGCAAAGAACAUGGACAAGGUUUCAAAGGCUGCCGCAGCAGUCAAAGCUUCUCCCAAGCCAAAGGGGAAGCCCAAGGUGAAUCCGAAGAUGCAGCCUUCCGCAGGCUAUGCCGAGGAGGAACAAGCCUCGCCGACUUCAAGCUGGCAGGACAUUCCUCUGGAAAAUCGACCUGUGGCCUUCAACCCGAUGGAUCACUUGACCGAGGAGGAGAAGAAGCACAUCUACGACCUGGCCUCAAGCCGAGUGCAGGUGAUCCCCGACACGGAGGAGGAGAUGGAGUCCCUCUCUAUGUUCUAUGUUGGCCGCAAAAUGAUGGACAUGAUCUACAUGUUCAACGACAACCUGACCUCGAACAUUCCCGAACUGAUCUACAACAAGAGACCUCUGAUCUGGGAGAUGUUUUGCUCCCCUGAAUCUGGACUGACGAAAGCAUGUGAAGAAGAAGGACGUCCAGCUCAGCGGAUAAACCUACAUCAAGGUUUUGAUCUCUACAAGCCUGAGACCUACCCGGUGCUGUUCGAGCUCUUCAAGGUGCAACGACCGAAGAAGAUUUGGAUCUCAACUAUGUGCACUUUGUUCUGCAGUUGGGUCGACUUGAACUACCAAGGACGAGAAGAACUUCUACAGAAGAAACGAAGGCGAGAGCGCAAGAUGUUUCGCCUUCUCUUGGCCGUGAUUGCCUAUGCUUUGUGGCUGAACAUCUACUUCCUGGUGGAGCUGAUCUAUGCGCUGGAGAAGAACAACCUUCUGGAGAAGACCUACAGCCCGAUGAUCAAGAUCAACUUCCUUCUGAAGAUGCUCUACGCAAGUGGGAAGUUUAACUCAACCAGUUUCAUCGUGCAGCUGGUCAUCCUUCCACACGUCAAGUUUGUCAUGAUGAUCGACUUGGCAACCCGGUAUCGCAUCACUGAGACCCUCUUCGUCUACCCCCAUGGAGAAAACAAGGCGGAGACGGCUGACAUGAUGAUCAAGACCAUCACAACCCGGUGGUUGAUGAGCAUGCCGCGCCCCAAGAUGUUGGUGCCGGACAAUGCAAACACUCUGGUGAGCUACAAGGUCACCGAGUUCAUGGCAGAUCUUGGAAUCGAAGUUCUACCCCCCCCCCCCGAUGGGGAAAGCUGGGCCCAUGGCAUCUCUGAGCGAGCUGUGGGACAGAUCAAGGAAACGGCCUCUUUCAUUCAGCAGUCACUUCCUGAACAAGAUCCAGUUCUGUCGCUAGCGAUGGCUACCAGCGCUAUGAAUAACACUGAGUUUGUCAAGGGCUAUACUAGCAUACAAUGGGCUUUUGGCACACAAGCCGAACUGGAUGAUGGUGAACUUCGUCAACAACUGAGCCUGCCACUUGACCGACAACAACACGAGUUUUUACGACUCUUGAACCAGCGUCAACUGGCAGAAGACUGUGCGAGAAAGGCGAAAGCAAGACCAGUGAUGUCCAAGCUGAAGAACUCUUCAGUCCGACAACCUCUCCGAACCUUCAAGAUGGGACAGCCAGUCUACAUUUGGAGGAAGUUUUUGCCUCACUCCGUGUACACUGGCAAGAAGGGAGGACACAAACAUGUUGGACGUCCUCGAUGGGUUGGACCUGGACGCGUGGUUUUCCACGAACUGGUUCCUGGACAAGAUGAAGACGACCGCAGGAGCCUGGAGAAGAUGAAGUGGAACAACCUCAUCUACCUGAUGAACCUGGCUCCGCGACCAUUGUCAAACCUGCAGUACGUUUUCCUGGCAAGUUUCCCAUGGACAGUGGACAUCCUGAUUACCUUGCACCUCCGAAACCUGGACGACAAUUCAAGCUUUGACGAGUCCUUCGACCCUGUGAAUGAGUACGAGCCUGAGUCCAAAGACCUUGUGGAGCCUGACGACAAGCAUGUCAAGCUGGAUGAGAACCUGGAUGACGAUGGCUAUGAACCUACAACACCAGCGAAGUCACCGCCCCCUUCACCGAAGAGAACUUCUUUGUCUUCUACAACUCCGUUGUUGGAACCCCGUGAGCCUGCUGAGAAGAGACCUGAACCUGGCGAUGGACUUCCUGGAGAACCUGAGUCAAAAGGACUUCGACCUGAUGAUGACGAUGAUGCAGAAGAUGACAAGGAGAUCAAGUUCUUGGAAGCACUUCGAUCCGUGCACGAGGACUACGUCUUCGACAUCGAGAUCGACCUGAACUCCAACCGCAAGAAGAAAGAUCUUCUACGCAACCCUGUGAUGUUCCUGGCGAAGAAAGUGGCAGGAGCUGAGGUGAACUACAAGAAGCUAUCCCCGGAGGAGAAGGGACUCUUUGACAGCGCAAAGCAGUCAGAAGUGAGCUCUUUCCUGGAGACAGAGGCAGUCUUGUUGAAGCUCAAGAACUAUGGACACCUGGAGUGCCUGAACUUCGUGAAGCACUUGGAGCUAGCGAUGGUGACCUUCUACGUCUACUUCGUAACGUAUAUGGCAGUGCUACAGCCCCUCGUGGACUGGAGAAUGAGAAUCCGCGAAACCCUGCAGACCGAGAAGUGGCUCUCUGUGCGCAAGGAGAUCGACAAGGCCUACGCCUGGGGAACCCGAAAAGAGGAGAACUUUCGACAUUCAGGUGUGGACCUUGAAGUCAAGAAGUUCAACAAUGAGCGCUACGUGCAGCUGAGUCAAGACUUCUACAUGGAGAAUUUGCCUGACCUUGCAAUUCCGGAAGAUCGUCUUCGAGGAGAUCCCAAGUCACAACUAUCUCCUGGAGAAAUGGCAGCAUGCCGAGCAAGUUUGGGUGCCUUGCAAUGGGCUUGUACCCAGGCACAAAUUCAAGCUUGUGCUCGUGUCAACCUUCUGUUGACAGAAUUGACUGUGGACAAAUCAGUCAUGGUGGCCAAAGAGAUUGCCGACCUCAUCAAGGAUGUGAAGAAGGAUCUGAUGCCCACAACAAUCGUCCUCAAGGUGGCUCGACAGGUGGAUUGCUCACUUGUCUUGGUGGCCCCGAACAACUUGCUGGAGAAGCUGGACGCCUCAAUCCAGUGUCAUGGAGACGGUAACCUCUUGGAGAAGGCCAGCGACCUUGUGAAGUAUGUCAAGGGCUUGGUGGCAACCGAUAGCAAGGGUGUCUUCGAUGCAGUGAACAAAAAUGAAGGUCCUCUCCUUGGACUGUCAAAUGCUCGAAGCGCACUCCAAGGGUACCAGUUGAAGGAACAGCUGGCCGAGGCUGACACCAAGCUGAUAUGGAUAUCAGGAGAUUGGAAUCUCUCCGAUGCCUUGACACAGAAAUCAAAAGCCGCUCGACUUGGCUUACUCCAAUUCGUGAAGUCAUUCAUAUGGAAACUCAAGUACGAUCCCAACUUCAUACAAAGUGAGAAGAAAGCCAAACGCGAGGGACGCGCAGCAGUACAGCAGAUGAGAGAGCUGCAGUCCCUAGUCCUUUUUCCAGGAGGUGUGCUUUCUGUCCCGGUGCGGACGUCAGCCUUGCGGCCCAAGCUGGGCGCGCCGGGCUUGAGAGAGCAGGAUGUGGAGGAGGAGUUCUUUGGUUGGAGCACUGCGCCGAUCUGGCGCAUCACCUCGCGGACAUGGACCUCUGUGGAGAGUGGUGAGACCGGCAACGACAUCAGGGAUUCGUUUUGCAGUGCACACGGCGCUUGCCUCACACACCAAGCUUAUGAAGGUGGAACAUGCGUCUCUGAAAUCCCAGCUUUCUCGGUCGUGCGCGUGACCGAUUUUUUUGCGGGGGAUCGCAGCCACCUUAUCGUCAACGGCAACAGAUACAGCAGCACGAUUCUCGAGAACACGACCUUUGUAUUGUGGUCUCACAUUGCAUGGGACGGGUUGGAUGGUCACUUUCAGAUCUGCAUGGAGGCACCUCCUCUUUGCCCAGAUGGCUUUGAACUGACUCCAGUGCCAGUAGAGGAAUGCCCCGCCGGGGCAGAAGUGCUUUCCAACUGUGAAGAGGCUGCGCCCGAAGAGUUAUGUGAAGGCAACGGCCAGUGCGGCACACGGACCGAUAUCAACAACUGCUAUGACAGCGGCUACACAUACCCAGCUUCCCGUGACAUCUAUCGGAAGCAGAACUUCACCAGAAACGAAAGCAAUGCUACCGCCUCUACACCAUUCACGACCACCACAACAACUGGUUCCUUCACUGAAAUCUCCCUCGAAGAAGAGCAAGUGGAUGGGCUUUGGCAUUUCCAAGGGCCAUGUGCGGUGCACGGUCGUUGCUUGAGCAGUCCUGGUUAUCCAGGCUCGUAUGGUGAGAAUGAGACUUGCGUUGCUUCUUUACCACCUUUCACUGCCUUGACUGUAAAAGAAUUUAACACAGACAAGUUCUAUGACCAGCUCACGGUGAAUGGCAUCAGAUACAGUGGUAGAGGUUUGCGGGGCAAAUCAUUUGCAUUGUGGUCCAGCAUCACCUGGACUUCAGAUGAGUCCAGUGAUUGGUAUGCGGAAUACUGGAGAAGGAGAUGGAAGCUGUGCCUAGACACGCCUCCUCUUUGCCCAGAUGGCUUUGAACUGACUCCAGUGCCGGUCGAGGAAUGCCCCGCCGGGGCAGAAGUGCUUUCCAACUGUGAAGAGGCUGCGCCCGGAGCGUUAUGCGAAGGUAACGGCCAGUGCGGCACACGGACCGAUAUCAACAACUGCUAUGACAGCGGCUACACAUACCCAGCUUCCCGUGACAUCUAUCGGAAGCGCAAUGGCACUGCGGUCAGUUGGAUAGUGAAUGGACCGUGUCCUGUGAUCGAUGGUUGCGUCCAGAACUUUGGUGGAAAUGCAUCUCCUGGUCAAAGCUGUGACAUGUCCCUUACAGAAUCUGGGACUGUCACGUUAAAAAGUUCUCUCUAUUGGGGCUCGCUUUGGAUCAAUGGACGAAGGUAUGGUGACGAAGGUAUGGUGACGAAGGUAUAUGCCAUCUUUGUGGAACCUACCAUCCGCUGGAACCCAACUGGCGACAUAGACGGAGACAGGUGGGUGAUCUGCAUCGGCACACGUGACCAAGUGCAACUGCCAGAAUUUCCUGGCCUUUCUACUUCUACUGAUCCUUUAGCCUGGAUUUGUGUGGGUGUUCUGUUUUUCUGCGCCUGUUGUUGUGAAUACUUGUACUGCAGGAUGCUUGGGAAGGAGGAGUCGGAAGCGACGCUGGAGGAUGGCGUGUUGCCGGUGCCGACAUCGCGGCCCAGGCAACGCGAGCGCAGCGAGCCGCCAGACUUGCUGAUGGAGUCACCUCUUGACUUGGGAGCUGCCUGGCUCAUUUGUCAUGCUGAUGCGGAGCCAGUGGUCUGCAGCGAUGUUCGUGCUCAUCCGAUGUUUCGGCUGGAGGUUGACUGCGAACCGCCACGGCAAGUGUGGUCAGAUGGAAGCAUCUAUGAGCUGGAGGAAAGCUCGACCAAGGAUACGUUGAGGUGGACAUACCAAGGGAAGAGACAUUCCUGGGUGCGAGUUCCCAGUUGCCCACAGAGCCACUGUCACAUGAUGAAGCUCUCUAAGCAAUGCCAGGAGUUCACCUGCGCACGGUGUCAGCAACAAUGCAUCAGUGGCUGCUUUUGGCAGUGCCGUGUCUGCCAGGAUAGAUGCCUUUGUCCUUCUUGUGCUGCAGUUCCCAAAUCUGAGCAGCUACUUGGCAUCAGUGCUGCGUAUGUCUUGGAGAUUUUCCCAGCGCUUGCACGACAGAGCACCGGCUUGGAGAACCCCAACUUCUACGAGAUGGCUCCAGUCGUAGCAAUGGGCGAAACUGGCCUGGGAUAUGGAAAGACCUGCUCUGAGGAUGGAGAGCCAAAUUGUAGCAUCGUUGAUGCAGUCGAGGAGCAUCACAAGGGAAAGGUCAGCCACUUUGUCUCUUGGUGUUGGGCGUGCAGGCUCAAUGACUUCGUUGGCGCCCUGCGAGCUUGGAUGGAGGGAGACCGCAUCAAUGCCAGCGAGGCGUAUUCCCUGUAUCUCUGGAUUUGCUUCUUCUGCGACAACCAAUACCGGCUUCCCAAGUCCCUGUGGAAUAAUUGA
Cladocopium goreaui is the source of this 8310-nucleotide messenger RNA. NCBI's taxonomy places the organism in Eukaryota, Dinophyceae, Suessiales, Symbiodiniaceae. The record is from the annotation of a GenBank genome assembly.